CUUGAAAAUGCUGCAACAUCGAUUUUGCAACCCCCUCUCUUGUCCAAGGCCAUCGCAAUAAUCAAACUAUGUUUCUGCAAUUCCCGUCGCAAUGACACGUUAUCACAACGUUGCUUCUCUGUACCUUGGGUUUCAAAAGCAAUCAUCCGAGCCAUUCCUCCGCUUCCAGCACAAGAUCAGGUCACGAUACCAUGAAAUUUUAUCUACUCGUAUUGCUCAAGUGCCUUUGGUGAGCAGAUUGGCUUGCUAUCCAAGUAACGUCGAAAAUUUCACCAGGAUAGUCACAAAUCUUGCUGCAACUCAGCAUAUUUUUGAGCUUCGAUUUACGAGCCCCUUUAUACAUCCAAAUCCAGCAAAGGAUGAUUAUGUACCAGCAAUCCAAGAACGAAAGAGAGCUGUGAAAUACAGUCUUCAAUCGGAUGGUUACAACUUAGUACGGAGAGAUCUGAUGAGACAACUUGGGGAUGUGACAGUGCUUCGCACUGUGCAUAAUAGAUUGAUCAAAGGUCACCCACCGCUGCCGCUGUUCCACGCCCUACGUUACGACUCUCAAGCCAAAAUAGCCGCCAAAUCACAGAUGACAAUAGUCAAAAGACUGAAUAGAGAGCAGGCGUUCAAGGAAUUCGACAAAAUCAGGAAGAUCGAUGCCACGAAAGAAUUUGGCGUUCUAGUUGCGGACAGCUUCAUAUUGAUCUAUAACCAAACUCAAGAGGAGCAUGAUGCGAAGAUCUUUCCAACAAAGAUUCGCAUACCAUUUCUAGGGAGCAAAUAGCAGCGUUCAUGGCCUUGAAUGCUCCUAGUUCGCUAUCUCAUACCGCUUGCCACUUUACCAUCCUCCCUUCGCCUCGGAAUAUUAUCACUCUCAACUCAACUUUGGUGCUCAGGUUUCCACAUAUCGAAUUGCUACUAUUACAAUCUUCC
This is a messenger RNA of Mollisia scopiformis, 921 nucleotides long. RefSeq lists its product as uncharacterized. The record is from RefSeq and is a predicted model, not a curated record. Bases 92 to 772 code for a protein of 226 amino acids. NCBI's taxonomy places the organism in Eukaryota, Fungi, Ascomycota, Leotiomycetes, Helotiales, Mollisiaceae. The transcript has a single exon.